Messenger RNA from Fusarium oxysporum Fo47, 828 nucleotides. RefSeq lists its product as uncharacterized. Bases 1 to 720 code for a protein of 239 amino acids. The transcript has 4 exons. The record is from RefSeq and is a predicted model, not a curated record. NCBI's taxonomy places the organism in Eukaryota, Fungi, Ascomycota, Sordariomycetes, Hypocreales, Nectriaceae.
AUGGCCAUUGUUGCUAUUGCCGGAGGUACAGGGGGGGUAGGAAAGACCAUCGUUGAGCAUCUACAGCAUCACGGGGCCCACAAACUCUUCAUCCUCGGCCGCAAGGCUCCAGCUGAGAGUACUCCUGAGUCUCCGACAUUUCUUGUUGUGGACUAUUCCAGCGUCGAGGCCCUUACCAUUCUGCUAGAAGAUCACAAGAUAGAUACAGUGGUAUCUGCCAUUAAUCUCGAAACCGACGCGGGCGGCCAGUCACAGCUGAGCCUCAUUGCUGCAGCAGACAAGUCUCAGACCACGCGACGGCUUAUUCCAAGCGAAUUUGUUACCCCAAUUGACGAGGACGAAGAUCUCGCCCGAUUCAUCGUUCGCCUCAUUGAUACGGGUGAAGAGUGGCCUCAGCGCGGAUUUUUGUCAGGCUCUGAUAUGUCUGUCAAUGAACUUAUCGAGAUUGCCGAAAGAAUCCGAGGCUCCAAGAUGGAGAUUCUAUACGACCCUGUGGAUAAGCUGGAACAGGGUGACGCCACACUGCUAUGGCACCCCGAAGAGGUCACCGAGGAUGAGUUCAAGCCCUUGCUGGCGGGACUGUGCCGGAUGAUCAUUGCCGGCGCUUGCAUCUUGCCCGACGAUGACCGCCGCCUUGACAAGCGCUUUCCAGAUGUUCCUCUUACGUCUGUGGAAGAGAUCGUCGCCAAGGCCUGGGGUGGCAAGUCCUUCUCCGUCUAAACGACAUGUUCAUGAUGAAGCCAGUGGCUAUGUAAAAGAGCCUGUGUUAGUGGCCCCGCCAGGCUGGCAAUGGACUUUUGGCGAAAUCUGGCUGCCAGCAUAUCUUCC